AUGGCAUCAGCAGUGCCUCUCGAUACAGGCAACAAGCCUGCUACUUCCACUACGGACUCUCCUUCAACCACACCAGAAGAGGUCAUGGAGAACUCUGUCGUGCCCCAGGAGAGAACGCCGACCGCCGCCGCUGCUGCUACUGCUGCCACUCCAGCAGUUCAGAUCGACCCUAAUUUUGAUGCAGUAGAAUUUUUCAAGGAGGAAUUGCAGAAUGAAGACUCCUGUGAAAGGGCUAAGUGCGCCAGAAGGGUGCAUCUUAUAGCAAGUCAUAUCGGACCUCAGAAGACCGUAUCGAUGUUG
This is a messenger RNA of Perkinsus marinus ATCC 50983, 300 nucleotides long. RefSeq lists its product as hypothetical. The annotation marks the transcript as partial. NCBI's taxonomy places the organism in Eukaryota, Perkinsozoa, Perkinsida, Perkinsidae. The record is from RefSeq and is a predicted model, not a curated record. The transcript has a single exon.